AUGCAGCAACCGGUCCAGUCAGACCAACACCAGCGCCAGCGAAAUAAGCUGCACAAGCCCGCCGACCCCCGUGGUCACGGUUACACCGAUUCGGGCGUUGGGAUGACCCGCUCGGUGCCCAUAGAACCGUCCACGCACGAGGAGCCAAACUGGAACGGCCCAGACGAAGCAGUCGGCGGCGGCACCUACGUCCGGGACUAUGCCCAACCCACAGGCCCUCCGGAGCCAACCGGGACUGAUCUCAACACUGGAACGACUCCCGCUCAACAUACUGAAAGCGACACGCUCCCUCGUGAGGAGGCGGGCGGACUCUCGGCUGCUGCUAUGAUGGGAGGCGUGAGCAUGGCCGGCCCCGACCCCGUUGGAGGGUCCGAUACGACAAGCCGGACUCAUAAAACAUCCGGCGAUGGUGCCCCGUACUGGGGAAACCUUCCAAGUGGUGCCAACGGAGCCGUUCACAACACCGUAUCUGGUCACGGAAGUGCUACGGACGAUCACGAACAGCAUCAUCACUUGCCUCCGACGUCGACGUCAUCAGACAGGUCCGUCAUCGCCGGACAUGUCGCCAACUAUCCUCGGGGCGGUGUUUACAACACCGUAACUGGCCACGGGAGCCAGGACCAAGAGGCUACACACCAUAACCAGCCUCGUGGUGUCGACAACAAGAACAACAUGGCUGGUGUUGUCGGUCCUACCGAUGACACCAUGCUUGCUGCUCCUCUGCCGGAUAUCCCCGAGGAAAGACAAAAGGCCAUCCGCCAGCCCAUCUUACUGCCGGAAACAGCUGUUCGCGGCGCCGUUUUGCCAGCAGAAGCUGCCUCCCGAGACGCUGAGCAGUCCCGUACCUCAGGAAACGCCGAGUCUGCGGCUCCGCGAGCCUUCCCGCUCGUAGGAGCCACAACCGAUGGCAGCAACGACCAACGCAAGUCGACAUCGCCAUCAAGGUACGGUGCCGCCGCCGGUGCUGCCGGCCUUGGCGCCGGCCCAGCUGCAGCUGCAGCUGGGUAUCUUGGGCAGCAGCGGGGGAGAAGCAACCCGCCGGAUCAGGAUCCGAGGCAGUGCACCGCCCCCAACCUCGACAACACACACCAAGCCGCCGGAGCGCCCGUGACAGGAAAAGGACAGCCGUCCCAACAAAGAUCUCCGGCCGAGAAACCCACGAGUCACGAUGACGAAUCACCAAAAGGCGAGAAGAAGCACAGAAUCCUCGGCAUUUUCCACCGUAACAAGGAUGAAGGAAAGGAGGAUGCCCACAGAAAGUCUCCCGGCGACCGCACUGAGGUUGCCAAAGAGGAUACGACCACAGUCAACUCCCCGAACCGCUUGCGCAAACUCAGCAAGGGCGAAUCGGCCAUGGGUCGCAGACGGUCGCCAUCCUCCGCUAAAGCCGAUCCCGAAGAGCAGUCCAGUCAUGGUAAAGAGAUGGCCGCGGCCGGCGCAGCGGCGGGAGCGGGCGCUUUCGGUUUCCUCCAUCACCGAAAAAAGAAGAGCACUAGCGAGAAUCCCAAGGAUACCACGAACCCAACCCUGGUUUCAAAGUCUGUUGAUAGCGGCGGAACCGGGCCUGCUGGAGAAACACUGCAUCAGGUUGGGGAGGUCUCGACCCCUUUUGAGCAUCCGAGAGAGCCUCCAAUGCCGCCUCCGGAAAAUGAGCAGCAACCCGGCAAUUACAAUGUGCUGGCAACAGGCACCCCGUCCGGCAUAAGCCAUGGAGCACAACCCGCCACCAAGGGCGCCAUGACGAACGAGCCCAGAAAUUAUCACACCCUCGCAUCUGGGACAGCGUCGGGUAUCAACUCUGCUCACCCCGAAACCACUCGUCAAAACGUGGUAUCAAGCGAACCCGGUGGCUACAACGUCCUCGGUUCUUCUGGUAAGCCUCCAGUGGAAGGAGGAGCCCAGGACCGCAGCGGCGGCAGAGUUACGCAAGAGCCAGGCCACUACAACACCCUGGCAUCCGGUGUCCCCUCCGGCAUCAACCGAGACUCUUCCGUCCCUGGAACCCAGACCGGAGACGGCAACACCACGACGGGUGGUUCCAGAGAUAAGGGAGAAUCCACAGAGUAUAACGUGCUGCCCUCGGGGACAAUCUCCGGCGUGAAGGUCAAGCCCAAGUCGCCUCGGCACAGCACCCACACCACCGACACGGCCAUGUCCAGCGACAACCAGCACGAACACGGGCAAUACAACACCCUCGCCUCGGGCACCGCAUCCGGACAACAACAACAACACACCUUCCCCAGCGGCGCGCCCAUCCCCUCCCACCUCCGGCACGAGCGCGCCCACCCCAACGCCAGCCAGGAAUCCGUCCCCGGCAUCACCAGCUACAGCUACGCCCACCCCGACACCACCGUACCGCCGCCGCAGCAGCAGCAGCACAUGAGCCCCGAGGUGAUGCCCGACGCAUACACCGCCUCCACCCACCCCGCGCCUGUGCAGCAGGAGGGGCAGCAGCAGCAUCAGCAACAGCAACAGCAACAGCAUCAAGAGGGACAGCGGGCGGGGGAGGACAGGCGGUAUAACCCUGCGCUGGCGGCGGCAGGGGGGGUGAGGGGGGUGGGGAGUGGUCGUGAUGGGGGUGUGGGGGGGAGGAUGGCGAGGUGUCGGCAUUGUGGGGGGGAGAAUGAUAUUAGUGAGGAGGUGGAGCGUGUUGUGCGGGAGAUGGGGAUGGGGACUCGGAGUGGUGGGAAGGGGGCUUAG
Chaetomium fimeti is the source of this 2700-nucleotide messenger RNA. RefSeq lists its product as uncharacterized. NCBI's taxonomy places the organism in Eukaryota, Fungi, Ascomycota, Sordariomycetes, Sordariales, Chaetomiaceae. The record is from RefSeq and is a predicted model, not a curated record. The transcript is spliced from 2 exons. The coding region runs from base 1 to 2700 and encodes 899 amino acids.